AUAGCACGGGAGUUGUACGCCGGGCACGGAACCUCCUCGACGUCAUCUGUCGCGUCCUGGAGCUUGCUAGAUAUUACGAUCCUUCACGCUACACCAUGCGGAACCUAGACAUGUGCAGGAGGAUUUAUUCACGAGCGAGGUCAUCCAAACAUAAUGAUGCCUCAGUUUCGUUGGGAGCGCUGCGGAAGGUACUGCACUUCACACUCGCUGCUGCUAACAUAUCUCGUGACCCUGCCGAGUUGUGGUAUGCCAGCCUGUCUUUGCAGAGCGGUUCCUGCACACCGGAAGACAUCGACUGGCUGGUGGACUGUCUUGACUACAUCUAUUCCGACGACCACGAAGUGGCAUAUGACAUCCUUUUGCUAUUGGGUAGCAUGGGAGUGAGCUGCAGCCCUGCCAAACAACAUACGUUCGUCGAGAGCCUCAUCGCCUGCAUGGACAGUAACAUGCCUCCCCAUUUACGCCAUGCUGCUCUUCGCGCUACUCAC
Messenger RNA from Suillus fuscotomentosus, 488 nucleotides. RefSeq lists its product as uncharacterized. The transcript has a single exon. Bases 154 to 384 code for a protein of 76 amino acids. The record is from RefSeq and is a predicted model, not a curated record. Lineage: Eukaryota; Fungi; Basidiomycota; Agaricomycetes; Boletales; Suillaceae.